Molecule: messenger RNA, 1386 nt
Organism: Helianthus annuus (common sunflower)
Lineage: Eukaryota; Viridiplantae; Streptophyta; Magnoliopsida; Asterales; Asteraceae
Exons: 3
Coding region: 1-1386 (461 amino acids)
Biological process (GO): DNA integration
Molecular function (GO): nucleic acid binding; RNA-DNA hybrid ribonuclease activity
Source: RefSeq, a predicted model, not a curated record
AUGCUUUACACUGACGGGGCAUCAAAUGAAGACGGCGCGGGAGCAGGAUUGCGCCUAGUAAGCCCAGAGAAUCACGAAUUUACUUACGCCAUAAAGUUGGACUUCAAAAACACCAACAACGAGGCGGAGUACGAAGAAUUUUUGGCAGGCUUACGCCUCGCCAUCAAAAUGGGAGCCAAAAGUUUACGAGCGCAUGUCGACUCGCUCCUGAUAGCCAGCCAAGUCAAUGGCAUAUACGAUGCGAAGGGAGAAGUCAUGGCUUUGUAUCUGGAGCAAGCAAAAGAAUUGCUCCAACAAUUCAAAUCUCACAAGGUUAUACACAUCAAUCGCUCCGAAAACAAACCAGCUGAUGCCUUGAGCAAGCUUGCUUCGACUUCUUUCCAACAUCUUGCCAAAGAUGUAAGGAUAGAAGUACUCAAGAAUCCAUCAGUAUUAUUGCGACAAGUGAACGCGGUCGAAAUGGGGCAACCAUCAUGGAUGACCCCAAUAAUCCAGUACUUGCAAGAAGGGGCACUCCCUGAAAACAAAGCGGAAGCAAGGAAGAUUCAAAACAAGGCCCUACACUAUGAAAUGAAUGGCGGUAUUUUGUACCGAAAAUCCUUCUUGGGACCACUACUGCGCUGUGUGGACUCUCAAGAUGCGAACUACUUGAUAAGAGAGAUCCACGAAGGGAUCUGCGGCAUUCAUUCCGGACCACGGAUGGUUGUCGCGAAGAUCAUGAGCGCAGGCUACUACUGGCCAGGGAAGCAUGUCGACGCACUCAAGGAGAUCCGCAAAUGUGACUCUUGUCAGAGACAUUAUCCAAAAACACUGCGCCCCAAGAACGACCUUAUCCCUGUAUCCACUGCAUGGCCCUUCCAGCAGUGGGGAAUUGACAUGGUUGGACCCUUCCCUGAUGCUCCCGGCGCCGUAAAAUUCAUCAUAGUGGUCGUUGAUUAUUUCACAAAAUUUGGCCUCCCGCUCAAGAUUGUAACCGAUAAUGGCACAAACUUUGCGUCGGAAGAUCUCCAGAAGUGGAUGAAGGAGAUGAAAAUUGAACACACUUUCACAUCUGUUGCGCACCCCCAAGGCAACGGACAAGUGGAAAGCGUGAACAAAUGCAUUGUCGAGGGAAUAAAGGCCAGACUGGGCACAAGGCGACGAGGCUGGGUUGAUGAGCUCCCGAGCAUCUUAUGGGCUCAUCGAACCAUGCCAAAAACGAGUACCGGCGAGACCCCUUUUAGCUUAGUAUAUGGCUCAGAAGCGGUUAUCCCGGCGGAGAUUGGCCUACCCUCACCACGCAUGACAGCGGUCAACACGAUCGACAAUGAAGCGGAGAGACGCCUUGACUUGGACUUCAAUGCAAUAAUUGCAACGGAAAAAACAGAAACGAUUCAUAUAAUGUAA